AUGGCUUCAACCGGAUUGACUGGAAUUCUACUUGUCCUUGGUACUGCCAAUGUUCUCCAUGGUUUUGCUAUAGUGGAGAAGGAAGAUGUGUUCAAGAGGACCCCUUGCCCAGCCUUCUUAAUGUUUGAGAAUGUUGCUUACCUGGCUGAUAUGAGCUUUGAGUUGCCUUGCAAUUGCAAACCAGAGGAGAUCACCUCUGUAGUUUGGUACUUUCAGAAAAAUAUGGGCAGUCAGCAAACUAAGGUCCUGACGGACUUUGAUGGGACUUUGGUAGUGGACUCUAGUCACAUCAAGGUGGGCAGUGACAUAAUCUGGCGCUUCAGCAUUAGGAUGUUCAGCCUCAUUGUCUUCCGGGUGCAGGUGGAAGAUUCGGGGCACUAUAUCUGUGGCACAAAAAGAGGUGAUUUCUUCUAUGGCUAUGAUGUAGAUGUACAGGCUUCUAAGGGCAUAGUAGUUGCCUUUGUAGAUAAGGAUCAACAUUCAUGGGAAGAUGAUGAGGAAAAGCAUUUCAAGAUCUUCACCGUCUUCUGGGAAUGGACCAAGUGCAACCGCUGUGGUGUCAGGGGUGAGCAACGGAGAAUUGGUCUUUGCUAUGUGAAAAGCCCCUACCUGUUCAGGCGGUACCAUACUACCACAGCUGAUGUGGCAUCCUGUGGCUCAGGCUCAGUCCCAAAAUGGUUUUGGAGUGGUGUAAAGCUGAGGAAGCCUGAGGUUGUCAUCCGCAGUUGCAUGAUACCCUGUAGAGGGAAGGCCUCUUCAAAGGAAGGGGAAGCGUCCAUCUCAAAUAUCAUCUCAAAGCUUGGAGAAAAACCCUGGGUUCCUAAUAUUCCCAUACAAUUCCACAAGCAGACUCUUGGUAGCAGUUUAAUUAUUACCUGCCCUGGGGCCAGGGUAGAGCAUGCUGUAGCUUGGGACAAAGAUUCAACUCGGCUAUACCUCACAAGGUUCCUUGUUGGGGUCAACAAGAGCAUGAGGGUCUUCAUUGACCAUGGAAAUCAAUUACAUAUCCGCUUUGCCCAGAUGAAUGACAAAGGUAUCUACUACUGCUGGCGAGAGGGACAAAUGGUUGCUGGUUUUCGACUAUCUGUGGUAUAUGAAAGCCGACGCAAACGAAGCCUUGAUGAUCCCGAAACACAGUAUGCUGUGAAGAUGAUCUUCACAAGCUAUGUUGUAAUCACCAUCCUCUUUGUCAUCAUCCAUAUGAUCCGCUGUUGCAUUUAUGCCUUCAAAUGCACAGCUAUGGAAUAG
Varanus komodoensis (Komodo dragon) is the source of this 1248-nucleotide messenger RNA. It is a transcript of the gene FAM187A, whose product is annotated as family with sequence similarity 187 member A. The record is from RefSeq and is a predicted model, not a curated record. Bases 1 to 1248 code for a protein of 415 amino acids. The transcript has a single exon. Lineage: Eukaryota; Metazoa; Chordata; Lepidosauria; Squamata; Varanidae.